Messenger RNA from Lemur catta (Ring-tailed lemur), 6422 nucleotides. It is a transcript of the gene ZNF558, whose product is annotated as zinc finger protein 558. The record is from RefSeq and is a predicted model, not a curated record. NCBI's taxonomy places the organism in Eukaryota, Metazoa, Chordata, Mammalia, Primates, Lemuridae. The transcript is spliced from 6 exons. Gene Ontology annotation, biological process: negative regulation of transcription by RNA polymerase II. Bases 136 to 1344 code for a protein of 402 amino acids. Gene Ontology annotation, molecular function: DNA-binding transcription repressor activity, RNA polymerase II-specific.
CUGAAGAAGGUGUGUCCUGAGUGGCCCGAGAGAACUCGAGGCUGUGGAGACGUGGAGUUUCCCCGUUUCUUCCAAAGCACGGUCCCGAGCGUCCUGCUCCUCCACUUCGCUGCUUGUUGGUGUCGGGGUCACAGGAUGGCAGCCGUCCUCCUACCCCCCACUAGUGCUCGGUCUACCCUAUAUCCAGCCUCCCAGCAGAAAGGACACACGGAGGAGGAAGAGCUGGUUAGUGAGUUCCUGACAAGCUGGUUACAGGACUUGGUGACCUUCAAGGAUGUGGCAGUGGAGUUCACGCAGGAGGAGUGGGCAUUGCUGGACCCUUCUCAGAGGACACUGUACAGAGACGUGACACUGGAGAACUGCCGGAACCUAGCCUCACUCGGGUGUCAUGUUGACAAACCCAAUCUGAUAUCCCAGUUGGAACAAGACGAGAAGGUGAUGACAGAGGAGAGAGAAAUUCUCCCAAGCACUUGUCCAGAUGUGGAGACUGUACUUAAAGCCAAAUGGCUACCUCCUAAGAAGCAUGUUUUUAGAAAAGAACAAUCUAAAGGUGUAAAAGCGGAAAGAAGUCAUCCUGGAGUGAAACUCAAUGAAUGUAAUCAGUGUUUUAAAGUCUUCAGCACAAAAUCUAACCUUACUCAGCACAAGAGAAUUCACACUGGAGAAAAACCCUAUGACUGUAAUCAAUGUGGAAAGUCUUUCAGCAGUAGGUCUUACCUCACUAUUCAUAAGAGAAUCCACAAUGGGGAGAAACCCUAUGAAUGCAAUCACUGUGGGAAAGCAUUUAGUGAUCCGUCAUCUCUUAGACUGCAUGUGAGAAUUCACACCGGAGAAAAACCCUAUGAAUGUAACCAGUGUUUUCACGUCUUCCGCACUAGUUGUAACCUCAAAAGCCACAAGAGAAUUCAUACAGGGGAGAAUCACCAUGAAUGUAAUCAGUGUGGGAAGGCUUUCAGCACAAGGUCCUCCCUUACUGGGCACAAUAGCAUUCAUACAGGGGAGAAGCCUUAUGAGUGUCAUGAUUGUGGGAAAACGUUUAGGAAGAGCUCUUACCUGACACAGCAUGUGAGAACUCAUACUGGAGAAAAACCCUACGAAUGUAACGAGUGUGGGAAAUCCUUCAGCAGCAGCUUUUCUCUUACUGUGCACAAGAGAAUACAUACCGGAGAAAAACCCUAUGAAUGCAAUGACUGUGGGAAAGCGUUUAAUAAUCUCUCAGCUGUUAAGAAACAUGUGAGAACUCACACUGGAGAAAAACCCUAUGAAUGUAAUCAAUGUGGAAAAUCUUUCACUAGUAACUCUUACCUUUCUGUGCACAAGAGAAUACAUAAUAGGUGGAUAUGAAUUUCUGUGGGAAAGUGCUCACUGAUCGCUCAUCUUUAAGACAACUUGAGAGAAUUCACACUGGAUAUAUAAGUUAUCAGUCACAGCAUAACAAAUUACCCUCCCCAAAAUGCAGCUUCAAACAACAAAUAUUUAUUAUCUCACAAUUUCUUUAGGUCAGGAAUUCAUGAAUGGCUUGGCUCUGUAGUCAUGCCUCAAGAUCCCUCAUGAGGUUGCAGUGGAGAUGUGGGCCAGAGUUGCGGUCAUCUGAAGUCUUUACUGUUAAAGGCUCCACUUCCAGGAUGGCUCAUUCACAUGCCCUGAAAGUUAAUGUUGGUUGUUUCAGGGGACCUGCAGUUCCUCACCAUGUAGGUGUCUCCACGGGGCUGAGUAUCUGAUUUGGCAGCAAGUUCCCCCUAAAGAAAGUGACCCAAGAGAGGGUCAAUACAGAAGCCUUGAUGUCUUCUAUGAACCAGCCUCAGAAGGACAUAUUUUCACUUCUCUCCUUUUGUAUUGGUCACACACCAAUCUUGAUACAGUGUGGGGGAAGACUACGCAAGGUAUGAAUGCCAUGAGACAAAUCACUGGGAACCACCUGGGAAGCUUGCCAUUAAAUCAAUGAAGAAAAGCCUCCGGCUCACCUUCAUCCUUUUAAUCUAAUCAAUGUGAAAUAGCAUUCAAUAACUUCUCUGUUAAUUUAGUCUGGAAAGAAAACUUAAUGAGUACAAUCUUCAUGGUAAAGUUUUCAGCUCACACUCCUACCCUAAUGUGCCCAAAAGAUUAUAUACUAUAAAAACAUGAAGAAUAGAACAGCUAUAGGAAAGCCUUCAGUGAUAUCUCCAGGGAUUCACAUGAGCAUUCACACUGAGAGAGAAACCCUAUGAAGGUCAUCAGGAUGCAAAAGCCUUCAGGGACACUCAUACCUUACAGUGUGCACAGGAAAUCACCCAGCAGACAAACACUUAUAAAAAAAAUGUGGAAAACCCUAUAGCAAAAGUGUUCAUAUUACUGAACAGAAGAUAGUGAGGUCCUCUAGCUGCAGCAACUAUGGGAAAGCGUUCAACGUUCUCUCAGUUUUUAAGAGAUAUGACAAUUAAUUCUGGAGAGAAAGUCCCAUUGAAUGUCAUCAGUAUUGGAAACUUUCCAUUUUUCCACAUGUACUAGGAAACUUGUGGGAACUCACACUGCAAACAAACUUGCAGAUAUAAAGAAUGAGAGAAAGUCUUCAAUGAUGCUUUUUUGUUAGGAAAAAUAUGAAAAUCCCUGGAUGUAAAAUCUGUGAGUGUAUGUAUCAAUUUUGGAAAAAUGUUCAAUGAUUCUCUCUUGUAUGGAGGAAACCCUAGAAAAGCACUCAGUGUUGGGACACCUCAGCCCACCUCUUUUCUGAGUGGCCACAAGGUAAUUUAUACUGGGAACAAUGAGUGUGGGAUUAGUGUUAUCCAUGUCUCAUUUGUAGGUUGGGCCACUAGGUCAUUAAUUGUUAGUCUUUUUGUUUUAAUAUAAACAUUCAUGUCUAUAGUUAGUGCCUAAAAUAAACCUUAACUUACAUUCAUUCCAUAAUUUUAAUGCAAUAUAUUUGUUAUCAUUUACUCUUUAAGAACAUCUAUACAUUGUAUAUUCAAAAAGUUAUUUUUGAGUAGUUCCUGGGUGAUUUAGUUUCUCAUGACAGAAAUUAGACAUUUAUGAUAUAAUUUUUUCUAAUUUAAUGGUAUUUUUGUCAGAGUAUCUGGGCUUUAUGAUAUUGAUUUUUUUUUCUCUUUCUAUCGUAGUGUGGCAAAUGCUGUUAGCUUCUUUCUCAAUGUCCAUUAUUCCUGUUUUGUUCAGGUUGUCUGUGAGCAGUACUGAAAAUACUCAAUCUUCCAGGCUUUCCUGAAGCCCAGACAGGCUUUGUCCCACUCUACUGGCCAUGAGAAGUAGGUAGAAGCCAUGUGGGGGUGGUGAGGGAAACACCAUGUGGUUUCUUCUCACUUGCCAUGUGUUCAUUUUAUCCAUUCUUUCCCUUGGCCUCAAGAGUUUGAAAAGCUAUUUUUUUGACCAUGAUGACAAAAACCACAGUGCAGCAAAAAAAAAAAAAAAAUCACAAUGAUCUAGACUCCCCAAAACCUGCGACUGCCUACAUCAACUCUGAGUUGUUUAUUCCUAGACUUCUGCUUCCAUGAUUAAAAGAAACCCCCAACUGGUUGAAGCCAAAUUGAUUUGUUGUUUUUGAGGUGGUUGUCUGUUAACUCCCAGCUGAAUGCAGUCUCCUAACUGGUAGACCUAUCAAUUAGUCAAAUUUUAUCCAUGUUUUAUGUUUCCUUGAAAACAGUGUAUAUUCUGUGAUAUUUGGAUAUAGGGUAUAUGCACAUUAAUGCAGCCUACUUGUAUUUUCAAAUAUAGUACAUAUAUUUAGACUUUUUUUCUCUUGACCUUAUUUAGUGGUAGAGGUGUAGUAAAGUCUUUCAUUAUGAUUAUGGAUUGACAUAUUCUUUUUGUAAUUCUGUCAUUUUUUAUUUAUAUAUUUUGAUGUAAUGUUACUAGGUGUUUACAGGAUUAGGUAUUUUCUUGUGAAUUGUUCCUUUUUACAUAGAACCCAUAUAUUUACGUAGCAAAAUAUUAUAAUGCAUUAAUAAAUGGUCAGACAUUUAUAUGGCACUUCCAAUAGACCAGGCACUUUUCUAAAUGCCAUGUGAGUAUUCACUAAUUAAGUACUUAGUAAAAGCAUACGUUGUGUACUGUUAUUAUCUCCAGUUUACAGAUGAGAAAACUGGUAUAAUAAGUUCAUUCCCCGAGAUCUCUGGCCAGUAAACAGUAGAGCCCAGAUUUAAACCCAGUCAGUCCAUGCACGUAACCACGAGCCUAUUUAUUGAGUACAUUCCAUGUGCUGGGUGACAUUUUGCCAUUGAAGCACUUCAUUUUAAUGAAGGAGGGGCACACUAUAAAAAAAAUUAGGAAAAUAUAUUAUAAAUGUUACACAGAAAAGUAAAACAUCUUAAGAGAGGUGAGGGGCAUUGGGGACUUGUGAUUUUACAUAGGAUAGGAAAGGAAGGCCUCUCAGUAAGGGGAAUUUGAGCAGAGACCUCAAUGAGUCAUAUGGGUCUGCAUUGGAGAGAGCAGUCUUGGCCAUGCCGAGUCCUACGACAAGAAGGCCAGUACGACUGGAGUAGAACAGGGGUGUGAUAAGGGAGUGACAGAAGAUGAUGAGGUCAGAGAUGUGGUGGAUCCUCAUCUUGUUAGGUUUUCUGGGUCACUGUUAGGACUUUUCCUUGUUUUUUUGUUUUGUUUUGUUUUCUAGUGAGUUGGCAUAUCCGUCAGAGUCCCAGCAGGAAACAGUCGACAACCUCAGACUAGGACAGUUCAAGUAGAGUUUCAUGAACGUUCUACUCACAGAGUUGUGGCAGGGGAACCACAAAAGGCUGUGCAGUAUACCCAGGAGCUGGGACGGGCAGAGCUCUGUUGACACCCCUAAUCCUGAACAGACAAGAGGGAGGAAACCACUGAGAUCUGGAGACAGAUGGGGAGAGGGCUGCAUUCCAGGAGCUGAGAGAUCAGUCAGGGGUAGCAUCCAGCCCCAGGUUCUCCUGCAGGAAAGAGCCAGGGUCAGACCUCUCUCUCCUUCAUCCUUCUGUCUCAUGCAUGGGCUCCCCCUUGGCUAAACCCAGCCGGGAGCCUUCAGGCAAGGAAGCCCACUGGUGUCAUUCACAUAAGCUAACCUCCCUAGGUUUUCAGGGCAGCAGGGUAGAGGAAGUGGAUCCACUAGGGGCAAAGGGAAGAGACCCGGUAUUGGUCACCCUUUUCAUUUCUCAGAACCUAACGUUGCCCCUCACCUGGGUGAAAAGUGCAUAUCCCUGACCAGGAAUUCCAUCUACUGCUGUACUUCCCGAAGUGCUGUCUGUGCACUGAUACUCCCACCUGAAGCCUAGAAUAGUUGCCACCACCAGGGCUCCUCACAGAGGAUGGAAGAUGGGGGUGUUGAGGGGAGACUACAAGAAAAAAAAAAUGGGCUCAAAGGCCUGGUUCCCAGAAGGAGAACACUUCCAUCAGGAGACACAGGAACAUUCCCGUUGGACUUGAAGCCCUGACUGCUAUGAGACCACACAAGGGAAGAAGUGGUCAUAAUGGCAUGGGUAAUUAAUCCUACCAUCUGGAGGAUACGGGGCCACUGUUACACAAUGAGGGCAAGAAGAAAACAUUUGGCAUUCAGGUGAUCCAUUGAAAGUCUCUUGAUACUCUUUCCCCAAUUUUGAUGACAAGUUCAGCAUCUGCGUCCUGAGAAGAGUGUUGAGACCCCUUCAGCAUGAGGAUGUGGAACAACCCUCCAGGUAAGCCACUUAGGCAAGAACAUAUGAUCUAUAUUCUAUAACAACUUGCUGUCACAAAAUUUAAUUUUUAGAGGAAAAUAAUUAAGAGCCUCUACAAGGAAUUAUUCACAGCACACAAUAAUAAGAUUACUGGACAUGCAAAGAAUCAAGAAACUUCUCAGUUGUGAAUAUGCAAAUCAAUAGAAGCAGACGCAGAGGGCCAACUCAGCUAUUGGAGUUAGCAGACAAGGACAUUAAAAUAACUAUGGCUAAUAUGUUAAGAAAAAUAGGCGGAACCUUGGCAAACCACAGAAAGUGAAAGACAAACUGCAGAUCUUCAAAGCAACCAAAGAAAAAGGACACAUUGCUCUCAAAGGAGCAAUGGUAAGGCUAAAGAUGACUCCAAAGGAGACACUGGUGGCAAGAAAACAAUGACAUCUGGCCUCUAAAGGGUUAAAUGGGAGGGGCAGGAACAGGUGGGGAGACUGCCCAUCUAAAAUUCUAUAAGCUAAGAAAAUAGUCUCCAAAAAUGAAGAAAAAUGAAAGAUACUUUCCUGUGGGAGUUUUCGUUUUUGUUUUUGUUCUAAGCUGAAAGAAGUAACAGUAUAACUGCACUUCAAGAAAUGUUAAAGGGAAUUCUUUGGGCUGAAGGAAAAUGACUCUGUGUGGGCAUAACUUAACCCCAGGAAUUAAGAUCACCAGGAAGCAUAAAAUGCAAGCAAAUAUAAACGAAUAAUGGCUGUGUAAAAACAACCCUGUAUAGUUUUACAAGUUUUAUGUACAUCUAAACUUUUUCCAAAUAAAAUGCUUUGAAAAACA